AUGGCGCCGAUGUUGGCACCGCUGAAAUGCGGCUUUCACUUCCAAAGACGAAAAUUAGCGCUGAUUAUUCGACAAAGCAGCUCCUGUCACGUCUGGAAUAAAAGCUGCGCGGGAGACGGGACGGAGCGGAAACGCCGGAGCGCUUAUGUGCUGAGUUCCCCUCCACACCUACGAACAGCAACAUGGAGCUCAAAGAGCAGCGAAAACAGUCGUCAGAUUUUGGAAGCCGCAAGAAAUUUGCAGGUGAUCGACAAGCGGACAUGUUGGCACGGACACGCAGGAGGAGGCCUGAGUGCAGAUCCGAAAAAUGUGCUGAAGGAGGUGAAUUCAGCCAAAAUCCUGUCUGCAAUGUUGUCGUACGUGUGGCCAAAAGACAGACCAGACCUGCGGGCGCGUGUUGCCAUCUCUCUGGGAUUACUCGCUGGAGCCAAGCUCACCAACGUGAUGGUGCCCUUCAUGUUUAAGUAUGCAGUGGACGAGCUUAACCAGAUGUCGGGACACAUGCUAAACCUGAAUGACGCGCCAAGCACCGUGGCAACCAUGGCAACGGCGGUGCUGAUUGGCUAUGGCGCCUCGCGGGCUUGUGCAGCGCUCUUCAAUGAGCUGAGGAACACUGUGUUCGGCAAAGUGGCCCAAAGCUCCAUCCGGCGCAUCGCCAAGAACGUUUUCCUUCACUUGCACAACCUGGAUCUGGGCUUCCACCUCAGUCGCCAGACUGGGGCGCUGUCCAAAGCCAUUGAUCGCGGCACGCGGGGCAUCUCCUUCGUCCUCAGCGCACUCGUCUUCAACCUGGGACCCACCAUCUUCGAAAUGGGCCUUGUUAGUGCCAUUUUGUAUUAUAAGUGCGGCGGACAGUUUGCAGCAGUGGCCUUGGGCACCCUGUCAGCGUACACCCUGUUCACCAUUCUCAUCACUCAGUGGCGGACCCGUUUCCGAAUAGAGAUGAACAAAGCAGACAACGAAGCAGGCAAUGCAGCGAUCGAUUCGCUGCUCAACUAUGAGACCGUUAAGUACUUCAACAAUGAGAAAUACGAAGCUGAAAGGUAUGACGGCUUCCUGAAGACCUACGAGUCCUCCUCUCUGAAAACCACCUCCACCCUCGCCCUGCUCAACUUUGGCCAGAGCGCCAUCUUCAGUGUUGGCCUCACCGCCAUCAUGCUGUUGGCCAGCAAAGGGAUUACAGCAGGUACGAUGACCGUGGGCGACCUGGUGAUGGUGAACGGCCUGCUCUUCCAGCUCUCCCUGCCUCUCAACUUCCUGGGCACGGUGUACAGAGAGACCAGGCAGGCCCUCAUCGACAUGAACACGCUCUUCACCCUGCUCAGCGUCGACACCAAGAUCAAGGAGAAGGAUCUGGCGCCGGCGAUAAACGUCACGCCGCAGGAGGCCACCAUCCGCUUCGAGGACGUCUACUUCGAGUACCUGGAGGGCCAGAAAGUCCUGAACGGCGUGUCGUUCGAGGUGCCGGCCGGGAAGAAGGUGGCCGUCGUCGGUGGCAGCGGGUCGGGGAAGAGCACCAUUGUGCGCCUGUUGUUCCGCUUCUACGAGCCCCAGCGGGGGAACAUCUACAUCGGGGGGCAGAAUAUCCGCGACGUCAGCCUCGACAGCCUGAGGAAGGUUUUGGGGGUCGUACCUCAGGAUGCCGUUCUGUUCCACAACACCAUUUAUUACAACCUGCAGUACGGGAACAUCAACGCGACACCGGAGGAGGUUUACCAAGUGGCGCGUCUAGCAGGCAUCCAUGACGCUAUCCUCAGGAUGCCCCAUGGCUAUGGCACCCAGGUUGGGGAGCGGGGCCUCAAGCUGUCAGGAGGGGAGAAGCAGCGAGUCGCCAUCGCCCGCGCAAUCCUGAAGAAUCCGCCCAUCCUGCUGUACGACGAAGCCACGUCGUCCCUCGACUCCAUCACCGAAGAGAACAUCCUGAGUUCAAUGAAGGCGAUGGUGAAGGACAGGACAUCGGUGUUCAUCGCCCACAGACUUUCCACAAUAGUCGACGCAGAUGAGAUUAUAGUGCUCAAUGAGGGUAAAGUGGCGGAACGAGGCAGCCACCAGGCCCUCCUCAGCACCCCGGGCAGCCUGUACGGCGAGCUGUGGAACGCCCAGAACAGCAGAAUCCUCAACAGCGGCAAGACCCCGCCCGAAGCGCCGGUGGAGAGGCUGUCCCAGAAGGAGGAGGAGAGGAAGAAGCUGCAGGAGGAGAUCCUCAACGGCGUGAAGGGCUGUGGGAACUGCUCCUGCUGAGAGGAGCCGCCACCUCCGUGUUCCUGCAGCCCUCACAGAUGGCCGACACUGGAAUCCCCCCGGCCUGCGCCGAGCCGGGGAGGGGGGCCGCCUCCCACUCCAGCCAGACCUCCCCCACGCAUGUGACUAUCUCUCCUCCUCCUCCUCCUCCUCCUCCUCUCCAUGUGAAUAAAGGCCACUGCUCGCCAAACUGAAGGAGGAGGAGCAGAACAGGGAGCAAGUGUGUUUAGCGCUGGCUGGUGUCCAGAGACGGAGCUUCUACGCCAGUCGUCUCAGCCGAAGCAAAGCAUAAGAGACCUUGUGCAUCACAUACGUGCGCGUAAGACAUCUGUUAGUCAACAUGGCUGCCCCCUUCUCAUUUUUUGUCGACAUCAGGUUUAUUGACGUCUUCCGAUGCGUUGGAAACGGACGAGAGUACACGUGACGACUUGCGUAUGCCUUCAAGCUGACACGGAAAUUUGUAUUAAUUUAAUUUUUUAAAUUAUUCACAAAAUACAGUGAACUUAUAGUUUGCCUUUUAUAUUGUCUGUGUGUACAUAUCACAACGUAUCCUAAUAGGAGGAAGAAACCCGGGUUGAGGAAGGCUGGCUUGCAGUAUGUUGGAAUUUGUUCAGAUUUCACUGGGUUGUAUUGUGCUUUGCUGACGUUUGUUCUAAAAAAAAAAAAAAUUAUUAAGAUUUGACAGUCUAAUCAGAGAGGAAUCAAAGCGUGAUUUGAAUGUUUUCACUGUUGAACGUACGGAAGAGCUCCCCGGUGAAAUGCUCGUAAGUCCCCGUCACAAACGUAAAUGUAACACUCAGUAAUGAGGCAGGCGCUCUAAUAAAUCAUGAAUGGUUCUCACCACAACUGGAGCCACAUAGAGGCAGCAGCUCAAAAGCAUUUUUCUUUUUUUUUUUUUUCUUUUUUGCACAAUCCUAUCAUUUAGCCUUGGUUGACUCGCCUCUUCUCAUGAAAAGUUGCAGUUGGAGUUUUAACAGUGCUACGACAGCGCUUCAGUCUGACCAAAACACAGUCCGCCUCCUGAGACUCAGUUGAAGUAUGUCCUCGUUUUCUGAGGGCUGUUCUGGAUGUGAUCUGCACACUUCCUACGGAUGCUGCCAUGCUAUUUUGUGGAUAAUUGGGAAAACCGAGAGCUUGUACGGCCUGUUUUAUAGUUGAUGUAUGUUUGUUUGAGACUGAAUAAUAAAUGUAGGUUUUUCUGUAAA
Salarias fasciatus (jewelled blenny) is the source of this 3446-nucleotide messenger RNA. RefSeq names its product ATP-binding cassette, sub-family B (MDR/TAP), member 7 (gene abcb7). The record is from RefSeq and is a predicted model, not a curated record. The transcript is spliced from 16 exons. NCBI's taxonomy places the organism in Eukaryota, Metazoa, Chordata, Actinopteri, Blenniiformes, Blenniidae. Gene Ontology annotation, cellular component: mitochondrial inner membrane. Gene Ontology annotation, molecular function: ABC-type transporter activity; ATP binding; ATP hydrolysis activity. Gene Ontology annotation, biological process: transmembrane transport; intracellular iron ion homeostasis. Bases 1 to 2241 code for a protein of 746 amino acids.